This is a messenger RNA of Vicugna pacos (alpaca), 926 nucleotides long. It is a transcript of the gene LAGE3, whose product is annotated as L antigen family member 3. The record is from RefSeq and is a predicted model, not a curated record. NCBI's taxonomy places the organism in Eukaryota, Metazoa, Chordata, Mammalia, Artiodactyla, Camelidae. Gene Ontology annotation, cellular component: EKC/KEOPS complex.
CGGGGCCGGGCGGAAACCCCAUGUCCACGGCCGGAAGGCCGAGAAGCCGACUGCACGAAUUCGCCCUAGGCGUGCCUUUCCCGUCCACCUUGGAGGCGGAGAUCGCCCGUGGGUCCCUGGCCCCAGAUGCCGAACCCCACCGAGGGGCGGUUCGGAAGGAGCUCGCAGUCAGCGGCAGCCUCCUGGCGGUCCGCUGGAGAGCUGAAGAUUCCCGCCUCCUGCGAAUUUCCAUCGUCAACUUUCUGGACCAGCUAGCUCUGGUGAUGCGGACCCUGCAGCGCUUUGGGCCCCCUGUUUCCCGCUAAGCCAGGGAGGGGGAAGGAGGUUAAGGUCAAACCUUGUGUCCCUUCCUAGACAGCGCAUCCUUCCUAGGGGGGUGACCCCCACAGUAGUAGCCACUUCACUGUGGGGCCUCCUCUUUUGCCUGUACUGGCGCUUGGGCGCUCAGGGUCCCCUUGGUUGGUUUGGUGCUUAAAUGCUUAUUAACUACAGAAAAUAACACUGAGCUAUGAUGCUGUGUCUGAAUUCGUUUUCAACUGUGGCACCUCCAAAUGUUCCUGCCUUUGUCCUCUGGUUGGAGGGGAGGUUCUGGGACCCAGAUUUUCAAAUAGCACAACGUAAUUGAAGACAGUUUAAGAUGUGGAAGAAGAGACGUCCUGUCACUCAGUAUUAACUACUGUCACCAUUUUGGAACAUUUCCUUAGUUUUAUAGUCGUAUUUAUAUACCAAAUGUAUAACAGUAAUAUAUAUUUUGCAAGCUUAGCAUUUUUCCUGAUAUUUUUCAUCUAACGUGAACUUUUUUCCCUAACAAUUCUUCGAAAGCAUUAUUGAAGGGAUACGUAAAAGAUAACAUUAUUGAGCAUUUAAAUCACUGUCAAUUUUUGACAUAUUAUAAGUAAAGAUUCAGUGGAAUUCUUGUGUAUAAA